CCAUGUUGGAAUUGUGGGGCCAUGCAUUAUUCAAAGGAUUGUACUUUUACCAAACAUCGAUGUAAGGAUUGCAGUCAAGUUGGCCAUAAAGACGGUUAUUGUUACAGCUCAAAGAAAGUGAAACCGCUCAGUCGCCAACGACUAUCAAAGUCGAUGCAAACCAACAGUGUACAGGUGCGAAACAUUCGAAAACGUAGAAGAUUCGUGAAAGCAGUUGUGAAUGGUAGACAUAUCAGUUUUCAGCUCGAUACAGCGUCAGAUAUCAGCAUCAUUUCCGAGCGUACUUGGAGGCAAAUCGGACAACCAACAUCGAGUCCUGCAACAGUGCAAGCAGCAACAGCAUCGGGUAAACCAUUGAAACUUCAAUUCCAGUGUUCCUGUUCAAUUACUAUCAAUGGAACUAUCCGUGAAGCGAGAUUCUUCGUGGUAAAGCAGCAGCUCAAUUUGCUUGGGUUGGACCUAAUCGACUCGUUCAAUCUCGGGUCGGUGCCAAUGGAUCAGUUUUGCAAUCAAGUCAGCAGCUAUCCGAUGGAAAUGGACUCUCUCAAAGCAACAUUUGCAGCAGUUUUCAACAACGAACCAGGUUUAUGCACCAAGGCGAAAGUGAAAUUUACGCUUAAAGAAGCAAAAUCCCCAGUGUUUCGACCAAAAAGACCAGUGGCUUAUGCUAUGUACAGUACAGUAGAUGCAGAACUUGAUCGAUUGGAACGUGCCAACAUCAUCACGCCGGUUGAUUUCUCAGAGUGGGCGGCUCCCAUCGUCGUUGUUAGGAAAGCAAGUGGCGCAAUCAGAAUAUGUGGCGAUUACUCUACGGGUCUAAAUGAAGCAUUACAGCCACAUCAAUAUCCACUUCCUCUACCACAGGACAUAUUCAACAAAUUAGCAAAUUCGAAGGUCUACAGUCAAAUCGACCUUUCGGAUGCAUUUUUACAAGUGGAGGUAGACGAAAGCUGCAGAGAGCUACUCACAAUCAACACACACCGAGGUCUUUAUCGGUACAACCGCCUUCCCCCAGGAGUAAAAGCAGCACCAGGAGCUUUUCAACAGCUUGUAGAUACAAUGCUUGCAGGAUUGGAAUGUACAGCAGGGUAUCUUGAUGAUGUUUUGGUCGGAGGAGCCGAUGAAGCAGAUCACUGGCGUAAUCUUCAAGCAGUUCUUCGUCGUAUUCAAGAGUUUGGGUUUACUAUCAAAGCCGAGAAGUGUUCGUUUGGACAACGUCGAAUUAAAUACUUGGGUCAUCUAAUUGACGAACAUGGUCAGCGUCCAGAUCCAGCGAAAAUCGAGACCAUAUGCAACAUGCCAGCACCAAAAGAUGUUUCUGAAGUUCGUUCGUUUCUGGGAGCAUUGAACUAUUACGGAAAAUUUGUUCCUAGUAUGAGAACACUACGGUACCCGUUAGAUGAGCUUCUGAAGCAUGGUAAAAAGUUCGAUUGGUCAGAAGAGUGUGAAAAAGCCUUCACCACUUUCAAGCAAAUACUCAGGUCAGAUUUGCUUCUUACACACUACAACCCGUAGCUCGAUGUAGUGGUUUCAGCGGAUGCUUCAUCAGUAGGAGUUGGUGCGACAAUCAGCCAUAAAUUUCCGGAUGGGUCAAUCAAAGUGGUUCAGCACGCUUCAAGAGCUCUUACAUCGGCCGAGCAAUCAUACAGUCAGCCAGAUCGUGAGAGGCUCGCAAUCAUUUUUGCUGUUACCAAAUUCCACAAGAUGCUGUUCGGUCGGAGCUUCACAUUGGAGACAGAUCAUGCUCCGCUUCUUCGGAUUUUUGGAUCGAAGAAAGGUAUCCCCGUUUAUACAGCGAAUCGUCUUCAGCGUUGGGCGUUGCAAUUAUUGCUCUACGACUUCAAUAUCGUUUACGUGAGCACAGAGAAGUUUGGCAACGCAGAUAUCCUUUCUAGGUUGAUUAAUCACCACGUCAAGCCAGAGGAAGAUUUUGUUGUUGCUAGUAUCAUCAUGGAAAACGACGUAAGAUCCAUCGCUUUAAAUGCAGUUGAUUCCCUUCCUCUUAGUUUCAGAGCGAUUCAGAAAGCAACUCGCGCUGAUCCUGUUUUAAAGAAAGUUCAUCACUUCAUCCAACAUGGUUGGUCUCAAUCGAAAGCAAGCAUCUUAGACCGUGAGAUCAAGCAGUACUUCGAUCGAAGGGAAUCUCUGUCUACAGCACAAGGAUGUGUAAUGUUUUCUGAACGCCUUGUUAUUCCAACUGAAUUCCGAAUGCGAUGCCUUCAUCACCUUCAUCGU
Molecule: messenger RNA, 2235 nt
Organism: Malaya genurostris
Lineage: Eukaryota; Metazoa; Arthropoda; Insecta; Diptera; Culicidae
Exons: 1
Coding region: 22-1515 (497 amino acids)
Source: RefSeq, a predicted model, not a curated record